This is a messenger RNA of Gongylonema pulchrum, 216 nucleotides long. The record is from the annotation of a GenBank genome assembly. Lineage: Eukaryota; Metazoa; Nematoda; Chromadorea; Rhabditida; Gongylonematidae.
AUGGUGCCGACUGUUACUCCGGGACUUGCGUAUGCUCCUGCAAUGAGCACAUUGCAUAGUUUUAAAACGGAUGCAUUUACCCGAUCCUCAUUUUCUCCAAUUCUUGUGGAGGCUGGGUCAUGGACGUCACUCAGCAGUCGCUGCGAUACCAAGCAGCAUACUCAGCAGGCUCUUCUCGCCGAUCCCGUGCAGUCAACACGUGCAACCGUCUUGUAA